Sitodiplosis mosellana (orange wheat blossom midge) is the source of this 1013-nucleotide messenger RNA. RefSeq lists its product as uncharacterized. NCBI's taxonomy places the organism in Eukaryota, Metazoa, Arthropoda, Insecta, Diptera, Cecidomyiidae. The coding region runs from base 147 to 923 and encodes 258 amino acids. The transcript is spliced from 2 exons. The record is from RefSeq and is a predicted model, not a curated record.
GCAACUAUUACCGAAAGACACGAUCGACUAAAGAGAGUGGAAGACAAACGACUGUUUGCACUGGUUCUUUUUGCAAUUGUUUUGCUGUGGAAAUUGGAUAGCUAUCUUUGAAUUCGUUUUUUGCCGUGAGAUUUUACUAAUUGCAAAUGGCAAAGGCUAAAAUUGCGAAGCGUUCCAAGCUUAUUCUGAAAUCAGACAAAACAUCGAAGCUGAAAAGUUUUUCCAUUAUACUUGAACGACUGGACCCAGCCAAAAUAAAGCAAUAUGUGAGAGGAAACGAUGACAUCACACACAAUCUUGACAUUCAUAUUCAUCGAAAUGAAAUGCGAAUUCACAAUGUUCGUUCUACGGCCAUAGAUAACAGUUUCAAUGUACAUUUGAAAUUGUCUUCAGAAGGAUUGGUUGUCGUUCAGGAUAUAUCAAUCAAUGAUAUCGAAGACCGAAAUCCACUUGAAGACAAGCCGACUCGUAAUUUGAGACCCAAAUCAAAUAAGGCCAACAUUAUUGAUGAUAAUAGUAUUUCGAAAAAAAAAACAUGUUCAAAGCUAGUUAGGUCGCAAUCUAAAACUAUUUACAAAAUGACAGAAGAUGCAUGGCGUUUAUGUAAAAAUAAUCAUAAACGAAAUGGGUCUAAAAUUUGUGUAAAUGAUAUUGUAAUGGCCAAAUUAAAAGGAUAUCCGGCCUGGCCAGCCGUCGUCAUAGAAUUGAUGAAUAGUAGAGUAAAAGUAGAGUUUUUUGGAGCCGAACCGCACGAAAAAGUCGGCUUUGUGAGUUUAAAUGAAAUUACACGAUUUAGUGAGUCUGAAGAAGUUAUACGGCUCCUUUUAGGUCGCGAGUCGCGCGACACUCCUAAAUUUAGAAAAUCUGUUGAAGAAGCUGAAUUGGUUUGUGGCAUGCCACGAUUUUUGAGCAUAGUCUCGUAAUCGAUUCAGCUUUCUUAACUGAUUCUUCAGUUGAAAUAAAAAUGUUAAAAUUUCCAAAUUCGGAUUUAAUGAUGCAGAUAUCUGCUUCGA